CAACCUCACCAAAUGAAAAUCACUCACAAAAUCAAAAUCUUGAAAAUGGAUUUGUUCAAGCAUUGAAUUACUUCCAACAACUUUCAAAAAGCAAAAAAAAAAAAACCUUAAAUCACUUGAAACGUCAGUUUCUUCGUUUUUUUGGGUUGGAUUCAACAAAUGAUUAGUUAUUAAUUUAUUACAUAUAAGAUAAAAAAAAUUCAGAAAAAGAAAAAACCCGUAGGAAACACGUCUUGUCAGGUUCCACUUUAGCAGAAAAGAAAAAUAAUCUAAAAUUGAAAAAUGAGUAUUGAUUAGCUUCUAGAUCCACAUUUCCUUGCAAACCAUGCAACAACAGCAGGACUAGGAGAACAACAAGAAAGGGGAAAGAGGAAGACGAUUGUUGUGGUAGAAUCUGUUUUCGAGGACAUGGGGAGGCUGUUUGUUGUGAAUCUUGAAGGAAAGAUCUAUAGCUGCAAACACUGCAAAACCCAUCUUGCUCUUUACGAAGAUAUUGUUUCAAAGUCCUUCCACAGCAGGCAUGGGAAAGCUUAUCUCUUCAAUAAGGUACAGGUGGUUUAUAACUGACAACAAGUUAAAAGGCAUUGUAUGUUCAUACUUAUGCUCUUUUAGCUUCAAUCAUCUUCCAUUGUUUGGCAGAGUGAACGUUUCAAUGGGAGUGAAAGAAGAUAGAAUGAUGAUGACUGGGAUCCAUACGGUUGUUGACAUAUUUUGUGUUGGAUGCGGAUCAAUUGUUGGUUGGAAAUAUGAGAUUGCACAUGAAAAGAGCCAGAAGUACAAAGAAGGAAAGUCUGUUCUUGAGCGGUUUAAGGUGUCUGGUCCUGAUGGAAGUAGUUAUUGGAUGAAUCAUGAAGUUCAUAUUGGUGGAAGCGAUGCAGAUGAUGUUUGAUUCGAACCCGCUUCAUUUCCAAUUGUACAUCCUUUCUCCCCUAAUGUUCUAAUUUAACUCUUUGAACAAGGAAAACUGAAUUCCUCAUUUCGGUGGGUCACUGAUCAUGCUGUCAAUAACCUGCUUCAAAACAUUGGAUUGUUGAUUGUUUGUUUGUUGAUUCUUAUCUAGUCAAUACUCAGUUUCAAAGGACAUUUCAUGUUAACAUGAUUCAAGUUUCA
Molecule: messenger RNA, 1110 nt
Organism: Jatropha curcas
Lineage: Eukaryota; Viridiplantae; Streptophyta; Magnoliopsida; Malpighiales; Euphorbiaceae
Product: protein yippee-like
Source: RefSeq, a predicted model, not a curated record